Messenger RNA from Eurytemora carolleeae, 2042 nucleotides. RefSeq names its product paladin. The coding region runs from base 29 to 1627 and encodes 532 amino acids. The transcript has 20 exons. Lineage: Eukaryota; Metazoa; Arthropoda; Copepoda; Calanoida; Temoridae. The record is from RefSeq and is a predicted model, not a curated record.
AAAACUCAAUCCCUGUGCAGAAAACAAAAUGGCGGAUAAGACGCCUGAACCAACAGCUGACGAGCCUGCAACUGGGGAAGAAGUUCCUCCCUCUGAAGAGGUCGAAGACGAGCUCCCGCCGCCAGUCAUUGAUCUGACAAACUACCCACUGAAAACAGAUUUCUUUGAAAGCAUGCACAUGCUGGAACCAUCAGUAGAAAAAAUCAAUGGCGCUGCGAAUUUUAGGCAGAUAAAUGGGUUCCCCGUCUACGGCGUAGGACAACCAACUGAAGAAGGAAUUAAAGCCGUCAUUGAUAAAAUAGAUGCAGGUAAAGAUGAGAGUGAGAAUAAACUGCUCUGGUUUAAUAUGAGAUUGGAACCUAUAGUGUACGUGAACGGAACACCCUAUGCCCCACGAACAGAAGACAAUCUGCACAAUAAUAUAGAAAUCAAGGCAACAGAGGAAGAAAUAGAAAACGUGGAGAAACAUUUCGUUAAAAUCCUGGAGCAAAGACGACAAGAAAAUCCAGAGGGGGUUAUUAAAAUACAGAAGGAUCAGGCGUAUAUAGAGAAUCCAAUGGAGAGGGAGAACAAGGAAGACGAGAUUAAAGUGGAAACUAUUCAAGCUUUUGGAACGUUGAUCAAAGGUUUACAGGAGAAUGGAUAUUCUAAACUUGAGCCUGCAAGAAUACCGAUAGUUGAAGAGAGAUCACCCUGUGAAGAUUGUUUUGAUAAAAUAGUUUCAAUACUGAAGGAUGAGCCAGCAUCUACAAUAUGUUUAUUUUCAUGCCAAAUGGGAAGAGGCAGAACUACUAUUGGAAUGAUUGUUGCUUGUCUUAUCAAGGAAAUUCAGAUCACAUCGGAACUCAGGAAGAUGGGGGAGAUCGGAUUGAUCCCAGCUGAAACUGUUGAUGAUCUAAUUAGACAAAAGUUUGAGACUCCUCUCCCAAGAUCUCAAGAUGAUGACGAUCCAUUUAUCAAAGGAGAGUUUGAUGUGAUCAAAGAGCUUCUAGAAAAGCUUCCAGAAAGCAAGGAUGGAAAAACUAAGAUUGAUAGAGUUAUCGAUAUCUGUGGCGGGCCACCUAAAGGGAGUGGAUUGCAGAAUCUGCGAGAGUGUGUUAUUGAAACAAAAUGGAAAUAUGAUGUAGCACCUGAAGAAAAACAGGUUGUUUGGAAGUCCAUGAUUUUGAACUUUAUGGAGAGAUACUUUUACUUAAUAUGCUUUGGAACCUACGCUCUGCAGUAUGGCUCUGAUGGAUUCAAGAAAACAUUUAAAGAAUGGAUGAACGAGCAUCAGGAGCUCAGAGGUAUGAUAUCUGAAGGGAAGGAUAGACUAGAAUGGUAUAGGCAGGUUGACCCUGCUAAACUAAACACUCUCAAGGAACUAAUUGCUGCUCCAGAUUACAAGGAUAAGCUUGGCACCUUAAUCCGAACAAUUUAUGAUUUUGCGUUUCUAACCUACGCUGAUCUCCCCCGGGGUCCGAUAAAGAACAAUUCAAUGAGGAAGUUGGCAGCUAAAACUCUCAUGGAAAUCCUACCACCGGAUAUAGCUGAAAGGGUGAACAGAAAGCUAGAUGAAGAUCCAAACACAUCUCAUGAUUUUGUUACUCUUGUUGGUUUAGUUUCAUACUAUGGAGAUCAACCAUAGAAACUAUAUUUCAUGAUUUUGUUACUCUUGGUUUAGUUUAAUACUAUGAAGAUAAACUACAGAAACUAAGAGUCAUGAUCUUAUUAUUCUGGUGGGGUUAGCCUCAAAAUAUGAAGAUCAAUUGAUCACGAUUUUGGUUAAAAGUAAAUAACCAUGGAUUUUAUGAAGCUGUUAUAAAUCAUGAAAGUGAACUUAAGAUAAUUAAUUCUUUUUUGCAACGAAAGAAUCUUUUGGAAGUUUUACAUUGAAGUUCGAACAAAAAUGUUAAAAUAUAACUUAGAAAUCUAAUUUAGACUUUUUAAUUUCUCUUUCAAUUUUUGAAACUGCCAUUUCUAAUAUUAGAGUACAUAUUUGUACAUCGUCGAUGUAUUUAGUUUGAAUAAAUAUUUAGAGUUUUUCUCGACUCGUAACAAGA